AUGGAUAGCGAGGUUCCGGUACCUGAAACAAAGAAAAUCUGCAGGUUUUCGGGAGAUGAAGAAAUGGUCGCGGAAGAAUGUCAUGGAUACAUCAUAAUGAGCGAUGGUAUCGGGGAAAAGAUGAUUAGAGCAGUGAUCCAUACGCUGCAUAGAGAGUUGAAUUCGCUGUUGUGCCAGCGAGUGCCGAUCGGCGUGUUGGAUCAAUCUGGCUUUUUGAGGCGCGAGUUGGAGAGGCCCAAUUCUGGGACGGACAGGCCGCCGUGUAUAUACUCCGUAUUCGAGAAUGAUUCACGACGCAAAGCUCCGGAACGCCAAGCGGCUUGGCGCCGUAAGGGUAUCGUAUCUGACAAAUACUUUGUGGGCAUGUGGGCGGCGAGGGACGGUACCAGCACGUAUUAG
Coccidioides immitis RS is the source of this 399-nucleotide messenger RNA. RefSeq lists its product as uncharacterized. The record is from RefSeq and is a predicted model, not a curated record. Lineage: Eukaryota; Fungi; Ascomycota; Eurotiomycetes; Onygenales; Onygenaceae. The transcript has 3 exons. The coding region runs from base 1 to 399 and encodes 132 amino acids.